UGUGCCCUGAGCCCUCACUGCACUUAGCUGGACCCCAGGAGGUGAAGAGUUGGUUCUGGGGCCCAGGAAGGGCAAAGGAGGGAGACGAAGCCAGCCUCUCUGCUCCCACUCCUCUCAACAAGUGCUCUAAGAGUCUCCGUCCCCUCUCCUGCACUCAGUAUUGCUGGGAAAGAAAAACCUAACUUUUCCCAGAUGAAGAGAACUCACCUGUUUGUAGUGGGGGUCUACCUGCUGUCCGCCUGCAGGGCAGAAGAAGGGCUGAACUUCCCCACCUAUGACGGCAAGGACCGCGUGGUAAGUCUUACUGAGAAGAACUUCAAGCAGGUUUUGAAGAAAUACGACUUGCUCUGCCUCUACUACCAUGAGCCUGUGUCUUCAGAUAAAGUCACCCAGAAACAGUUCCAGUUGAAAGAGAUUGUGCUUGAGCUUGUGGCCCAGGUCCUGGAACAUAAAGCUAUAGGCUUUGUGAUGGUGGAUGCCAAGAAAGAAGCCAAGCUUGCCAAGAAACUGGGUUUUGAUGAAGAAGGAAGCUUGUAUAUUCUCAAGGGUGAUCGCACAAUUGAGUUUGAUGGCGAGUUUGCAGCUGAUGUCUUGGUGGAGUUUCUCUUGGACCUAAUUGAAGAUCCUGUGGAGAUCAUCAACAGCAAACUGGAAGUCCAAGCCUUUGAACGCAUUGAGGACCAGAUCAAACUCAUUGGGUUUUUCAAGAGUCAGGACUCAGAAUAUUAUAAGGCUUUUGAAGAGGCAGCUGAACACUUCCAGCCUUACAUCAAAUUUUUUGCUACCUUCGACAAAGGGGUUGCAAAGAAAUUGUCCUUGAAGAUGAAUGAGGUUGACUUCUAUGAGCCAUUUAUGGAUGAGCCCGUUGCCAUCCCCAACAAACCCUACACAGAAGAGGAGCUCGUGGAGUUUGUGAAGGAGCACCAAAGACCCACUCUACGUCGCCUGCGCCCAGAAGAUAUGUUUGAAACAUGGGAAGAUGAUUUGAAUGGGAUCCACAUUGUGGCCUUUGCAGAGAGGAGUGACCCAGAUGGCUAUGAGUUCCUGGAGAUCCUGAAACAGGUUGCCCGGGACAAUACUAACAACCCUGACCUGAGCAUCGUAUGGAUCGACCCCGAUGACUUUCCUCUGCUUGUUGCCUAUUGGGAAAAGACUUUCAAGAUUGACCUAUUCAAGCCACAGAUUGGGGUGGUGAACGUGACAGAUGCUGACAGUGUCUGGAUGGACAUUCCAGAUGAUGAUGACCUGCCCACAGCUGAGGAGCUGGAAGAUUGGAUUGAGGAUGUGCUUUCUGGAAAGAUAAACACUGAAGAUGAUGACAAUGAAGAUGAAGAUGAUGAAGAUGAUGAUGAUGACAAUGAUGAUGAUGAUGAUAAUUCUGAUGAAGAAGAUAAUGAUGACAGUGACGAUGAUGAUGAAUAGCCCCAACUCCAAAUGAUUUUGUUGAAAACAAAAUCACAGCUACCCACUACCUUACAGACAGCACAAGGUGGCAGCAGGCAGCCCUGGCCCACGCCCAGCCAGCUCCUUUCCCUUUUCCAACCUCUCUUUUCCUGCUCCCUUCUCAUCAGGAGAUGUGCAAUUCAGCAAAUGCCUUUCUAAAUCCAGCAAUUCCACUCAGCAAAGACAAGUGGGGAAUUAUUCCCAUGUUGACUGUCUUGAUUGUCAUGGAAAAGCUCUUGUUCUUUGCCAGACCAUCAGCGGUCAUGGCAGUGCCAGAAUCUGGCAGACUGGGGAGAAUAAGCCCCUAACACCUCUACUCAAGUUUACUUGUUGUCCUUGGCUAUGACAGUAACAGAACUGACAGCUUGCUAACUCACUAGCAUAGAGUGACCUUAUAAUCAGAGCCCAGGGAAGACACAAUCCAUCAAUCCAUUUAGCUGCCAGGCCUAGAACAUCAGUUAGGAUCCCUCCUCAAAACAAGAGAAUCCAUUUUAGGGAAGUCUCAGCUUUGGAAAGAAGUUUAUAAAUCAGCUUCUCUUGGCUCUAUUAAAUGUAUUAUUUUAAGCGUAGGUCAGACUAUUAUGAACUCAGAUCUAAGCUUUGGAUGGCUACUGAGAGGCCUUGAAACACAGGUGUACAGAUGUCACCACCAUUUCUAUUAUAUUAGGAUACUGGGAUAGGAGGUUGAUUUGCUCUCUGAACUUCCCUCUUGGUGACAAGUCUCGCAUAUACACAUGGGGGUGGAGGGAACUGGAAGGAUUAAAGGUUUUUAAUUAUUUCUGAUGGCUUCAUGUCUCUGAUUGGAUCAGCUGGUGUCCUGGCCUGAGCCAGGAUCUGGAUACCCCUUCUCUGUCGCUGCUAGUGAGCCUUCCCAUUUGGAGAAAAGGUUGGUUUAUGCAGAGGUCGGUUAACUCUCCAUUCAUCAGCACUCCCACAGUUGAGCAGGACAACAGUAGUUAGUGUUCAAAAUGAUGCCGGAGGCACUGAAAAAAAUCCCCAAGUGCCUUCCAAAUGAUCUAAAAGUUAUAUUGUGCUCAGUAGUUUUAGCAUUAAGUGUGCAUUAUAAUGUUCUAAUUUAUUUUCUCAAUCUUUUAACACAUGUUUAAGACAUUGCAAAUUCUUUGAAAAUAGGGCAAUCCUUUUAUGGAACAGUAGCUAACUCUGUCAUUAAAGUCAUAGUUUGAAAAUA
Molecule: messenger RNA, 2632 nt
Organism: Ceratotherium simum simum (southern white rhinoceros)
Lineage: Eukaryota; Metazoa; Chordata; Mammalia; Perissodactyla; Rhinocerotidae
Gene: CASQ2
Product: calsequestrin 2
Biological process (GO): regulation of cardiac muscle contraction by regulation of the release of sequestered calcium ion
Cellular component (GO): sarcoplasmic reticulum lumen; Z disc
Molecular function (GO): calcium ion binding
Source: RefSeq, a predicted model, not a curated record